AUCAAAGCCCGAGGGCGCCCUGACUGUUAACGCGCGACAGACACAUCAAUCGGGUCUUGGCUUGUGGUUUGAGAUUGUUUACAUCCGAUCAGAACAAGUAAGAAAGAAAGUCGCCCUCUGCUGAGAUGGACACCGCCAAUCAGCUUGCAUCUACGGGGACAUUUCAAGUGCUAAAAUUACCUCUGGGAUUUAUCCGUGUUUUGGAAUGGCUUUUUGCCAUUUUUGCCUUCGCGACAUGUGGGGGCUAUUCUGGGCAGCUGCGGGUUAGCGUGGACUGCAUGGAGAAGGCCAGUCAGAACCUUAGCAUUGGCAUUGACUUCGCUUAUCCUUUCAGGUUGUAUCAGGUGUCCUUUGAAGCGCCCGUGUGUGAGGGCAUGAGGAGGGAGCGUGUGUUCCUCAUUGGAGACUAUUCAUCCUCUGCAGAGUUCUUCGUCACCAUUGCGGUGUUUGCCUUCCUGUAUUCCCUGAUGGCCACUGUCGUCUAUAUCUUCUUCCAGAACAAGUAUCGUGACAACAAUCGAGGACCACUCAUUGACUUUAUAGUGACCGUGGUCUUCUCCUUCAUGUGGCUGGUCAGUUCUUCUGCCUGGGCGAAGGCUCUGUCUGAUGUCAAAGUGGCCACUGAUCCAGAUGAGGUGCAGCUCCUCAUCUCUGCCUGCAAAAUCCAGACCAACAAGUGUGGCUCUGUGCACGGAUCGCGCUGGUCCGGACUCAACACCUCAGUGGUUUUUGGGUUCCUCAACUUUGUUCUAUGGGCUGGAAACAUCUGGUUUGUCUUUAAGGAGACAGGUUGGCACAAGGGUUCUUCAAGGUUGGCGGCCGGGGCGUCUGAGAAACAGGCCGGCACCUUUAACCAGCAGCCCUACAACCAGGGAAGCUUUGACCAGUCAGGGAGCUACAACACCCAGGGAAACUUCGGCCAGCCGUCUGAGUACAGCCAGGUGGGGGGGCCCACUUCAUACUCCAAUCAAAUGUAGCCGUGCCUUUUUGUUUCCUGAGUGGCACUAUUGCAUUUCUUACCAGGGCAAUCAGGGGGGUGUUAGGAGAGGAGGAAAGAGGAGUUCACUUUCAUUCUCUGCUUAGUUUGUCAUCAAUCUGUCUGUGCAAAAAAAACUAACAAAAAAGAUGGUCAUAAAAAGGUGUCAAAGGUGUCCGAGUACACCCAUUGUACAUACAAGUAUUGUUGGGUAUUGUACAAAAUUAUUAGAUAUAGUCUUUUACUCCUUUUCUCUCUGAGGUGUUGUUUGCUGAAUGUUGUAUUUCUUGUAGUUUGAAACGCAUUAGUGACAGUUUCUCUCUCUGUGCUUAGUCAUUGACAUUCACUGUUUAGACUGAUGUCUUUUUUCAAACUGGUUUGCACUCUGUGGUGGAAGGAAAAAGUACUCUAUGUUGGUAUAAUUCUUCACGUUUUCAAGUGCAUGAUGUUGUAUGUGUGUUAAUAUGCUCUCUGUGACCCUGAGGGGAAAAAAAACAUGCAAUUUAUCUCUGAAAGUUUACAGAUUCACACUGCCCCGGCUCAUUACUUAAAGUUUAUUUUGAUCAGUAUUGUUACUUUUUUAAAAGAUCUAUCAGGAACUAUAUUUUGAUAAUGGGUAUUUCUAAUUCAGAUUUCGAUUCAGAACAUAAUUUAGGGAGAGUUCUCUGUUACAUGUGUUAUAAGUGCAUUCCAACAAAAGUUUGACUUUGGUUUUGUCAGAAAGACAAAAAAAUUCAAAAGCAAUAACUGCAUACUGAACAAUUCACUAUACAGGGUUUGUGCAAAAAAAAAAAAAAAAUACAGUAUAACAUGCAGCUGUUGUUUCUGUUUCCAUGGUUUCGUUUUUUUUAGCUGCAUCUGCUAUCACGUUGUCAUUUUAUUUAAAUAAUGUGAAGAGGGUGAUUGUCUCACACGCUGUUUACAAGUGGCCACUCUUGCUACAAAUUACUGUGACUGUUUUCUAUGCUACAUCCUCAGACUACUGGAAAAUGAUAAACAGAAAUUAUACCUCUGAAGCAUGUCCAGAGUAUCCAUUUACACUUUUAAAGCCCAGCAAAAAAGCACAUCAGUACCACAGCGAUAACAGAAGAAUAGUGAAUAGUGGGCUCAUCUGUACAUAGCUGUUACUGAGCAUUUGUUUACUUCAAAAUCACAAUUCAGGUUUGUACAACUUUAAAAAAAAAUAUGUGCAAUUAAUGUAAAGUGAUAAUCAAAGGAUGAUGCUUGGUUGCUGUUUGUUUACAUUAAUAUGACUUGUGCAACCCUGUUUUUUGACUCCCCUAAGCAUGUGGCUUGCAUCAGUGUAAUAAAGCAGAUUGAACAUUCAUGUAUGUAUAAUAGUCUGAUGUCAAUGAUAAAUGUGUACGGAUCUAUAUACUGAGUGUGGAUCGUAUUUUACAGGAAUUCAAGCUAAUAAAGAUGCACAUAUUUGUCCAUAAGUGACGCAA
This is a messenger RNA of Lates calcarifer (barramundi perch), 2424 nucleotides long. RefSeq names its product synaptoporin a (gene synpra). The record is from RefSeq and is a predicted model, not a curated record. Gene Ontology annotation, cellular component: synaptic vesicle membrane; synaptic vesicle. NCBI's taxonomy places the organism in Eukaryota, Metazoa, Chordata, Actinopteri, Centropomidae.